AUGGCAAAGAAUAAUAAAAGUGGAAGUCGAAGUAAACACAUCGACAUCAAGUACUUAGCCGUGAGGGAACGUGUGAAAGAAGAAAAAGUGGUCAUUGAGCACAUUAAAACUGAAUUAAUGAUUGCUGAUCCUUUGACUAAGGGCAUGCCACCUAAGAAUUUUAAGGAUCAUGUAGUACGAAUGGGACUCAGGAUUCCGUCCCUUCACCGCAACUUUCACCACAAAGAUCUCAGCGACACGCAUCCCAGCCACCGCCACCACACUGGCCGAAAAUCAAGAAGUUCACAAUUCUCCAUGGAGCUGAAAAAUCCAGCACCAGUAUCCUCUGAAGUAUAUGUCGGCACGAGUCCCAAAUUCUCAUUUAUGGCUGCGAGCGAGAGAAGAACUGUGUAG
This is a messenger RNA of Striga hermonthica, 393 nucleotides long. NCBI's taxonomy places the organism in Eukaryota, Viridiplantae, Streptophyta, Magnoliopsida, Lamiales, Orobanchaceae. The record is from the annotation of a GenBank genome assembly.